This is a messenger RNA of Megalobrama amblycephala (Wuchang bream), 2074 nucleotides long. RefSeq names its product patatin-like phospholipase domain containing 4 (gene pnpla4). The transcript is spliced from 7 exons. Gene Ontology annotation, molecular function: triacylglycerol lipase activity; retinyl-palmitate esterase activity. Gene Ontology annotation, biological process: triglyceride catabolic process; lipid homeostasis. The record is from RefSeq and is a predicted model, not a curated record. Lineage: Eukaryota; Metazoa; Chordata; Actinopteri; Cypriniformes; Xenocyprididae. Gene Ontology annotation, cellular component: lipid droplet; cytoplasm; membrane. Bases 110 to 871 code for a protein of 253 amino acids.
UUGAAACGUCUAAACGCGGAAGCUGGAAGUACAUGCGCUUUGCUUUGUUGUCAAACAAAACUCCUCCCCUGAAAGUACAAACUGUGAAGCAAGUAAUGUGAAGUCAGGUAUGACGGUGGUGAAUUUAUCAUUUUCUGGAGCUGGGUUUUUAGGAGCAUAUCAUUUCGGAGUAGUAGGCGCGUUACUGAGACACGGAGAUAAGCUGCUGUCCUCUUUAAAAGCCUGCGCUGGAGCUUCAGCUGGUUCUUUAGCGGCCACUAUAAUGAUCACUGCUCCUGAUAAACUACAGCAUUGUAAGGAAUUCACCUACAGGUUUGCCAGUAAUGUGAGAAGUCAGAGGUUUGGAGCUGUGACGCCAGGAUAUGACUUCAUGCUUGAACUGAGGGAGGGCAUCGAAGAGAUUCUCCCACCCAAUGCCCACCAGUUAGCCAAUGAACGCCUCCAUAUUUCAAUAACACACUCAAAGACCUACAAGAACAGAAUGGUGUCCAGCUUCACCUCAAGGGAAGAUCUCAUUAAGGUGCUCUUGGCCAGCUGCUUUCUGCCUGUCUACGCUGGAAUGAAGCCAGUGGAGUUCCAAGGGCAGAAAUGGAUAGAUGGCGGAAUCUCAGACUGUCUUCCCAUUCUUCCUGUUGGGCGCACAAUAACAGUGUCACCAUUUAGCGGCCCUCAGGAUAUUUCCCCAACACAUAAGGGCAUAAGUAAGCUUCACUUCAGAUUGGCCAACAUGAGAGUUGUGCUCUCAAAGGACAACAUUAUAAGGCUGAACCAGGCCCUGUUUCCUCCCUCAUUACCCAGGCUCAAGGCACUGGACCAAGAGGGGUACCAGGAUGCUGUUCACUUUUUAAAGAAAGAUGGAUGGCUGCAAUAACUGAUUUUCUCAUUUCUAGAUCUUUCAACACAUUCAAUGUCUAAAAUGUAGCAUAUUGACACCAAUUUUUGACAAUUUUCCUCAUAGCAGUUCAUUUGUGGCAUGCAAUAUUAUGUUCAGUGUAAUAAUCAACUUUCAUUCUCAAGAUGAAAAACACAGUAAAAUGCAUCAUGUAUUUCAGGAGGCUGAAUGAUCAUAAAAAGUCAUUUUCUAUUGCACAGCUUGCAAUGACAACUACUGCUCUCGGUAAAGAACCACAAGGGCACUUAAAACACAGUGUUCUUUAAGAAUUACUCAAUGAAGUUUUUAAAUAUUUCUGAAACUCCUUUUGUUGGAAUCUGUUCAUAAUGGCUUUUAAAACCUCAGUCAAUCCCAAGACUAACAAGUCACCCUUUUGCCUUCACUUGCUGCACAUAUCAAUGCAGCUUUUUUGUAGGUCCUUGAGGACAACCAUGGAGAACAAGCCUUUGAAGUAAAGCCACAGGAGAGGUUGUUUGAACUCCAUGAGUCUCCUCACCUCUCAGAACUAUCGGUUUACUUGCACUUGAUUCCACAAGAGUGUUAUGAUCAUUUUUCUGUCUGUGAGAAUAACGGCUCCCUGGGGAAGGUUUGGGGAUUAGCAAAGGCUUGUGGGUAUUUGUGAUCUGGUGGCAGAGAGAAACAGAGAGCUGGCACACACACCCUACUGCAUAAACUGCUCAUGCGAGUUAUCAAAUCAUAUGGAAUAAACAGUAAAUUUGUGCAAUUAAAUAGCAAUUUUAUUGACUUAUUGAUUUAGAGCAGUUAGAGUUGUCAAAAGAAAAAGAUAAGAACUGCUUAUGUGAAAAUACAUCAGCUGUAAUUGGUCUGCAUUAGAAGCAAGAGGAAUGUUAUAAGCUGAGCACCAUUAGCUUGAUAAAAAUGGAUUAUUCAGUGUAUAGCUCCGUGGCAGCAUGGGACAUUACAGCAGGCAAAUCUUAUGAAAAAUCACAGAAACAGUCUCAUAUCUCAUAUGUGAUGUCAUGUUCAACGAUUUAAACAGAUAUACAGUAAGAAUAUUUUUUUUAAUAAACGCAAAGUUCAUUAGACCCCCAUAUAUUAUGCCUUCAGUUCUGAACCAGCAUUUUUGAACUAAUCAAUAGAGUGAAUGAUUGUUUAAAUGAAAGUAUUAUUUAAAUGAAUGUAAAAUUAAAGUUAUAUUAAAUAAUGUGGAAUUGCAUUGCA